This is a messenger RNA of Medicago truncatula (barrel medic), 1172 nucleotides long. RefSeq names its product accelerated cell death 11. Lineage: Eukaryota; Viridiplantae; Streptophyta; Magnoliopsida; Fabales; Fabaceae. Gene Ontology annotation, cellular component: cytoplasm; cytosol; membrane. The transcript has 4 exons. The record is from RefSeq and is a predicted model, not a curated record. Gene Ontology annotation, biological process: ceramide transport; intermembrane lipid transfer. The coding region runs from base 252 to 1028 and encodes 258 amino acids. Gene Ontology annotation, molecular function: ceramide 1-phosphate transfer activity; ceramide 1-phosphate binding.
AAAAAAAGUUGAUCUUAAAUUUUUCAUAAAGCUUUAGUUUUAGGAACUAAAUAUGAGAUAGGAUGACGCUUUAUUCUGACGUAUAUAUUGUACUAUAUUCAAGGUCCUCUUUCUGCGAACCUUCAGAACUUGAAUUCAUUGCAUCCACUCAAGUCAACACAUUCAUACAGAUGUAUAAUGUAUAUAUAUGAAGAUAAGAUGCAAACACUAAGGACAAGAGAAGUAUAAUCAUAUAAUAUUUCUUCUAUUCCAUGGCAAGUAAUGAUCAACAUGUACAUCAGAGAAAAGGGCUUAAAGCAUGUGGUGGUUUUCUGACGUGCUUUUCUGCCAAUGCCAGAAAUGAACAGCAGCAAUCCGUACAUGAUCAUGUCGACAACAACACUGAGGAUAUCAUAAGAGGAAGAAGAGUGGCUUCCACGACAGCAGUCGAUGAAAAGCAUCUCGCUAAAAUCGCAGAUGCAUUCAAAGAGCUAGCAAAUGCCAUCGUCAACGAAAAUAUGAUCGAGGUUGCUGCUUUUUCCCGUGCAUGUUCUUUUGUAGCUCCCCUUUUUGGUAGUGUUGGCUUUCAUUUCCAGUUCAUUGAGAUGGAUUACGUUACCAAGGUUAAUGACAUAGCAGAGGCAUCAAAGUCUUUCAAAACAUUACAAUCUAUGGUUGAUCAAGAUGUACAAACUAAUUCUGUAAGAAAACAAGGGAGCCAUUCCAGAAAUCUUUUGAAAAUAAAACGUGGACUAGAAUUUCUCAAGGUGCUAUUUGAACAAGUUCUACUCACAGAGGGAAAUUCUAUGAAGGAUGCAGUUUCUAAGGCUUACACACAGAUAUUUAAUUCAUAUCAUGGUUGGGCUCUCAGAAAGGCUGUUGCUGUAAGGUUACAUUACCUCCCUACAAAGCAGCAGCUAUAUAGGAAACUCAGGGAAGAUGAAUCUUCAGCAAAGGUCCUAAUGGAAACUUAUAUAUCAGAAUCCCCGCCUCUACUCCGAUACAUCGAGAAGAUCUUUCUUGAAAGAGAAUUGGGUAUAGAUUGGUGAACCUUCUAAGUGGAUGUGUUUUUUCAUUGAGUUGAGUAUGUAAUAAAGAAGUGUUUUUGUUUGGAAUCUUUUUGAUAGAGUAAUUAAUUUCUUUGGUUUGUAACAACCAUUUUUGCUGUAAUUGAAUGAGCAUCAUUUUUUGUG